Tetrahymena thermophila SB210 is the source of this 2127-nucleotide messenger RNA. Its product is annotated as PX domain protein. Lineage: Eukaryota; Ciliophora; Oligohymenophorea; Hymenostomatida; Tetrahymenidae. Gene Ontology annotation, molecular function: phosphatidylinositol binding. The transcript is spliced from 4 exons. The record is from RefSeq and is a predicted model, not a curated record.
AUGGAGUCUGAUGCUGUAGUUUUUUAUAUUGAGCUGUUCAUACCCAUUUUUUCACUUCUCUUUUGCGUUCCACUAUAUCUUAGAAAAUAAUGUUUGAAAACAAUCGCUUAACAAAAUUUGCAGUCUUAUUCUAAAAAGUAUAAAAAUUAUCGUAUAGUGCUACAAAUUUUCAAUAUAUUGGCUUAUACAAACUUAGUUGUUUUGUAGCUUUGCAGCAUCCCCAUUUUAAUGAUGGAUAAUGAAUCAUAUUAAUAUAUAUAUCCAAUAAUUUGGGUUUUUCCUAUAGUUGUAGGAGCUAUUUAAAUAUAUAUAGAAGACAAAGAGUUUCAUUCCAAAAUACCUCUUAUGAUUUAUCACAAAAUAUAUUGGAUUGGAUAGAUGGUUAUUUCUUUUAUUAUAGUUGUUUAUCUCUUCAUAACAAAGGACAAAUAGGACACAGAUGAAUUAAUUAGGUUAUUUUCAUUUACAGGUAGAGCUGUUAUUUAGAUGAUUAUAGCAGUCUAUAUAUUUAUCAAAAAAUAAGACAUUUAAGAAUUUAUGGAUUUGAGAUUUUUAAUUUGGGAUCUUGAGGUUAAUUAGAUUUAAACUCCGCUUAUUAAACCGGCAAAUGAUGAGAUGGUGUUUGAUAAUAAUUCUGAUCAGGGACCAUCUGAUAACGAAAUAGAUGUUAUUGUUUUACCUGGUUUCGUAACAUAGCACAGCAGCUUACAAUUCAAGUUAAGGGUAAUACUUAAUCCAAGAAGAACAGUCUCAGGCUCAAAUAACAUGAAUUAGUUAUAUGGAAUCACUAACAGCUAAAAAGAGUACACUAUUACUAAAGAAUAUUCUGAAUUUAUAUAAUUGCAAGAAGAUUUAAAUGAAGAAAUCAGAAACGAUGAGGCAGUAACGGAUUCAACAAUAGAAGAUAUGAAUAAUAUAAAUCUGCUUUGCACCAAUAAUAUAUCUUUAGAAUACAGUCAAGUCGAGAGUCUUAGCAACAAGUUGAAAGAAUUCAUGAAAUUUGUUUGCAAAAAUCCUAACAUUUAUUAUUCAUGCUUCCUUAAAUUCAUUAAAAUCAGUGAAAUGGAUCUCAAAUAAUACUAUCUCGAAUUGAAAAACAAUAACCCAAAGAGACAAGAUUAUUAAAGAUAGAAUCAGCGUUUAGAAUCUGCAAAUAAUUAAUCAUAAUCUUUCAAUAUUGAUUACAAAAAUUAAGAAUAUUUUGAAGUAAUUUUUGAUAAGAGCGAAGAGAAAAAUAUAGAUCAUGUGAAGUACUAAAUAAAGAUUACCAAUCUGAGUAAUAAGUGCUAUGUUAAGUUGCAAAUGAGAUACAGCGAAUUAAGAUAAAUGCAUUAGGCUUUGAAGCAGCAUUUUAAAAAUAUGCCAAAAUUUCCUUCAAAAAUAAUAAAAACUAACUCUAGUGCCUUACAAGAUAGAAUGAUUUAACUUCAGCUUUACUUGUGUAUUUUACUCAACGAAGAUGAAUAUCAUAGAGAAAGCAUACUGUCCAACCAAUUAAACCCCUAUAUAACAAAACAAUUUGGUAGUAAGUUAUGGCAUACUGGAACUGUUAAUCUUUAUAGAUGCAAUUACUAUUAAUGGAGGGCUGAAAGUUGCGGCUCUUUCAUUCAAAUGACUGAUAAAGAGAGCAAAGGGUUUACAGUUUACAGAUUCACCGUCUUUGAAAAUGAAAGCAGAAGAGGGUAAAUCGAAAAGAGAUUUAAAGAGUUUGUUAAGCUUCAUGAGUUUGUUGAGCACAAAUUUUCUCAUAUUGUAGAUAGUCUUCCGAGUCUCCCACCUAAAAUAUCUAAUUUUAACACAAACAUACCAAAGGAAAAAAGGUAGCUAGAUCUUUAAGAAUACAUGAAUAAACUAUUUAGGAUUAAUAAUAUAGAUUCUUGUUAUUUCUUCAGAUAGUUCUUUUCUAUAGUCAGUUAGCCUUUAGAGCUACUUAAUAUGUCUUAAUCUCCCUAACUUUAACCACAAGAAAUAUUAAAUAAUCCAGAACAGACAUCUGAACUAAUGGAUGAUGUCUUAAAUUUAAGAGACCAAAUGGAUACAUCGAACUAAGCAGAAAAUCAUUUAAACUCAUUACAAAUAGAUGAGUUGUAACAAUAUGCUGGACAAAUAAGUCCUUCAACUAAUUGA